Molecule: messenger RNA, 1881 nt
Organism: Thlaspi arvense
Lineage: Eukaryota; Viridiplantae; Streptophyta; Magnoliopsida; Brassicales; Brassicaceae
Source: the annotation of a GenBank genome assembly
AUGCUAAUGUUUGGAUCUUUGAUCUCUGCGUUUGCAGAAUGUAUAAUCCGGAUGCUGAAUCUGAACCAGCCUCUGAAUCAAAGUGGAACAGCAAACGAGGAAGUCUACAAGAUCUUGAUCUACGACAGAUUCUGCCAGAACAUUCUAUCUCCAUUGAUCCACGUCAAGGAUCUUCGCAAGCAUGGAGUCACGCUCUACUUCCUCAUAGACAAAGAUCGAAAACCCGUCCACGAUGUUCCCGCCGUGUACUUUGUUCAGCCCACUCAAUCCAACAUCCAUAGGAUCAUAGCCGAUGCUUCCAACACUCUCUACCAGACUUUCCACCUCAACUUCUCCUCCUCCAUCCCUCGCAAGCUCCUCGAAGAACUCGCUUCGGGGACUCUCAAGUCUAGCUCCGUUGAGAAAGUCUCGAAAGUGCAUGAUCAGUAUCUCGAGUUUGUGACUCUGGAAGAUAACUUGUUCUCUCUUGCACAGCAAUCUACCUACGUUCAGCUCAACGAUCCAUCGGCGGGAGAUAAAGAGAUCGAGGAGAUCAUCGAAAAGGUCGCUAGUGGUUUGUUCUGUGUGUUGGUAACGCUCGGUGUGGCCCCUGUUAUCAGGUGCCCUCGUGGUGGUCCUGCAGAGAUGGUGGCGACGUUGUUGGAUCAGAAACUGAGGGAUCAUCUUUUGUCCAAGAACAAUCUGUUUACCGAAGGAGGCGGCUUCAUGAGCUCGUUCCAGCGUCCGCUUCUGUGCAUUUUCGACAGGAACUUCGAGCUCUCCGUUGGGAUUCAGCAUGAUUUUCGGUACAGGCCUCUUGUUCACGACGUUCUCGGGUUGAAGCUGAACCGACUGAACGUUCAGGGAGAGAAAGGAGGGAUGCAGUCGUUUGAGCUGGACGGUUCUGACCCGUUCUGGUCAGCGAACAGCUCCCUGGAGUUUCCAGAAGUCGCCGUGGAGAUCGAGACGCAGCUGAACAAGUACAAGAGAGACGUGGAGGAGGUUAACAAGAGGACCGGAGGCGGGAGCGGCGCUGAGUUUGACGGGACGGAUCUGAUCGGAAACACCAAGCAUCUCAUGAACGCUGUGAACUCGCUCCCGGAGCUAACGGAGAGGAAGCAAGUGAUUGACAAACACACAAACAUCGCGACGGCGCUCUUGGGACAGAUCAAGGAGAGAUCCAUCGACGCUUACACUAAGAAAGAGAGCGACAUGAUGGUGAGAGGCGGGAUCGACAGAGCCGAGCUCAUGGCUGCUCUAAAAGGCAAAGGCACAAAGAUGGACAAGCUCAGGUUCGCAAUCAUGUACUUGAUCUCAACAGAGACAAUAAACCAAUCAGAAGUCGAAUCAGUGGAAGCGGCACUGAACGAAGCCGAAGCUGACACAAGCGCGUUUCAGUACGUGAAGAAGAUCAAAUCCUUGAACGUAUCUCUUGCAGCUUCGGCGAACUCAGCAAGCAGAAGCAACAUUGUAGACUGGGCAGAGAAGCUUUACGGGCAGUCUAUAAGCGCGGUCACAGCAGGAGUCAAGAAUCUGUUGUCUAGUGAUCAACAAUUGGCGGUGACUCGAACCGUUGAGGCUUUAACCGAAGGAAAACCGAACCCAGAGUUCGAUUCUUACCUCUUGCUUGACCCGAGAGCCCCAAAGUCUAGCUCAGGUGGUGGUGGUAGCCACGUGAAGGGACCGUUUAGAGAAGCUAUGGUGUUCAUGAUCGGUGGAGGAAACUACGUUGAGUAUGGGAGUUUGCAGGAGCUGACUCAGAGACAGUUAACCGUUAAGAACGUUAUUUACGGAGCCACUGAGAUUCUCACCGGAAGUGAGUUGGUGGAACAGCUUGGGCUUUUGGGUAAGAAGAUGGGCUUGGGAGGCCCGGUCGCUUCGUCUUCAUCGUCUGGUCACUGA